GUCGGAAUCACCGGUAAAUACGGUACCCGUUAUGGUGCCUCUCUCAGAAAGACCGUCAAGAAGAUGGAAAUCACCCAACACAGCAAGUACACCUGUACUUUCUGUGGUAAGGAUGCUGUCAAGCGUACUGCUGUUGGUAUCUGGAAGUGUAAGGGUUGUAAGAAGACCUUAGCUGGUGGUGCUUACACCGUCUCUACUACUGCUGCUGCCACUGUUCGUUCUACCGUUCGUCGUCUCCGUGAAUUGGCUGAAAUCUAA
Gilbertella persicaria is the source of this 258-nucleotide messenger RNA. RefSeq names its product 60S ribosomal protein L37a. Gene Ontology annotation, molecular function: structural constituent of ribosome. The transcript has 2 exons. Gene Ontology annotation, biological process: translation. NCBI's taxonomy places the organism in Eukaryota, Fungi, Mucoromycota, Mucoromycetes, Mucorales, Choanephoraceae. Gene Ontology annotation, cellular component: ribosome. The record is from RefSeq and is a predicted model, not a curated record. The annotation marks the transcript as partial.